Molecule: messenger RNA, 964 nt
Organism: Mercurialis annua (annual mercury)
Lineage: Eukaryota; Viridiplantae; Streptophyta; Magnoliopsida; Malpighiales; Euphorbiaceae
Product: outer envelope pore protein 24B, chloroplastic-like
Exons: 3
Coding region: 122-763 (213 amino acids)
Biological process (GO): regulation of monoatomic ion transmembrane transport
Molecular function (GO): voltage-gated monoatomic cation channel activity
Source: RefSeq, a predicted model, not a curated record
ACAAUUUAUUUUAGUAAGCACCGAUAAAUACAGUAGAAACACAUUUCGCGAAUCAAAAUCAUCGACAUUGGAACUUUAAUUCUCGAGCUGCCCCUCUCACUCCUCCACCGCUGCAGACAAAAUGAUGAAGGCAUCUCUGAAAGGCAGGUAUGAAACUGACAAAAGUAGCGCAGCUGCCACUGUAGCUUUCAACGCCGGCGAUGUCAAGUUCCGUGCUUCUAUGACUGACGCAACCGUCGUCAAAGGCCCCAGCAUAAACGGCUUGGUUUUAGCCGUUGAGAAACCCGGUUUCUUUAUGGUCGACUAUAACGUCCCCAAAAAGGAUUUUAGGUUUCAGUUUAUGAGCACAGUAAAGGUUGCGGAUAAGCCCUUGAAAUUGACAUAUAUUCAUAGCAGAGGGGAUAACCGCACGUUAUUAGAUGGUGCACUUGUGAUUGAUUCGGCUAAUAAAGUGUCCGCCAAUCACGUUCUUGGUUCAGGGAAUUGCAAGUUGAAGUACACCUAUGUGCACGGUGGGCUUACCACAUUUGAACCAUCUUAUGAUUUGGCUAAGAAUUCCUGGGAUUUUGCCGUCUCGCAAAAGGUUUAUGCUGAUGAUGUGCUAAAGGCUACAUAUCAAACAUCCAGCAAAGCCUUGGUAAUGGAAUGGUCGAGGAAUUCAAAGUUCAAUGGGAAUUUCAAGAUUUCCGCAUCUGUCAACAUGGCUGAGGAAUCCAAAGUGCCAAAAUUAAGUGCUGAGAGUACAUGGAACUUUGAAAUGUAAUCCAGUUUAUGGUAAUAAUAUUCAAUCAAAAUCUCUAAAAUUUGGAGAAAUGUUCUGUUCACCAUUGAUUGUGCUCCUAUUAGCUUUGAUCUUCUUUUUGCCCUUGAACUGAAAUAUUGCUUUUAAUAGUAACUGAGCUGAUUAUUUUUGGCUCCAUGAUGUCAACUGUCAAAACGUUCUUUUUACAGUUUUUUAGCUUAA